This is a messenger RNA of Hyla sarda, 1233 nucleotides long. RefSeq names its product olfactory receptor 1009-like. Gene Ontology annotation, molecular function: olfactory receptor activity; G protein-coupled receptor activity; protein dimerization activity. Lineage: Eukaryota; Metazoa; Chordata; Amphibia; Anura; Hylidae. Gene Ontology annotation, cellular component: membrane. The record is from RefSeq and is a predicted model, not a curated record. Gene Ontology annotation, biological process: G protein-coupled receptor signaling pathway. Bases 1 to 1233 code for a protein of 410 amino acids. The transcript is spliced from 3 exons.
AUGGGUGUUUUGUCUUGUCCACCCUCUGGUAUCGUUUCAGAGAGAUUGUUCAGUGCAGCAGGCGGCAUCAUCACCCCAAAGCAAAGAAGAUUGUCAGCCAGCAACGUGGAGAAACUGACAUUCACCAAAAUUAAUCAGGCAUGGAUCUUAAAUGACUCCGACUGUCGACCAUACCUUUGCUUUCAGCAAACUAAGAACCACCUGUCUGCUUCAGAGCUACUCAGCUCUGCUACAAACACCAUCUCUACUCUGCUUCAGUCUCUAAUUCCUCUUCUGCCAAGUACUAGGGUCGUUCUGGUCUUCAAGGAGAACAAUAUGACUUUGGUCUCCAUGUUUUUUCUUUUAGGAUUUCAGAUUAAUAGAGAUUUAAGGAUUUCCCUGUUCUGUCUUCUCCUGUUGAUAUUUUGUGGGACAAUAUGUGGGAAUCUCCUGAUCAUCGCCCUGGUGUCCACCAGCAAGAACCUCCACACCCCAAUGUACUUCUUCAUCUCACAUCUGUCCAUCAGUGACAUCUUGUUAUCCACAGAUAUUGUCCCCAACUUGUUCCACAUCCUACUGAAUAAUGGGGGGACCAUGACUUUUAUUGGUUGUAUUGCUCAGCUUUGUUUCUUUUGUUUCUCAGAAGUAUUUGAGUGUCUUCUCCUCGCUGUGAUGUCUUAUGACAGAUAUGUGGCCAUCUGUAAUCCUCUCCGUUACUCCUCUAUCAUGACAAGUAGACAUUGUGUGAUAUCCACCAUCAUCUGCUGCUUAUUUGGGUUUUUUAUUGCUUUGUUUUAUGUCAUUACAAUGGUAAAGCUAAACUUUUGUGGACACAAUAUGAUUGAUCAUAUCUUCUGUGACAUUGUGCCUUUACUAGAUCUUGCAUGUUCUGACACCUUCUUUGUGCAGUUGGAGAUUUAUGUCAUAGGUUUUCCAGCUGUUUUUAUUCCAACCACCAUCAUUGUAGUGUCUUAUACUUAUAUUAUUUUAGCAAUUCUAAGGAUCCCAUCCAAUACCGGUAGACAGAAAGCCUUCUCCACCUGUAGCUCCCACCUCAUUGUGGUCUCCAUAUUCUAUGGGACUAUAUUCAGUGUUUAUAUUGUCCCAACAAAAGGCCGAACACUGAGCAUGAGUAAAAUCCUCUCCCUGCUAUACACUGUGUUUACUCCUUUGGUCAACCCCAUCAUAUACAGUCUCAGGAAUAACGACAUUAAGAAAACUGUACGAGAAACAUAUCAUAAGUGGAUGAUCUAA